GCAGUGGAACAUAAUAAAUAUGAUAAUACAAAGUCCACCACAUAUACACCACAGAAUGAGCCAUUUGUUAUUGAUUACGAAGAUGGCGGUGUGUCUGGGAUUUUAUCUACUGAUGACGUAAUCAUUGGUGGGCUUAAGGUUUCAUUACAGACAUUCGGAGAAGCGCUUAAUUUCUCGACAAGAUUUUGGGACUCUGCACAAUGCGACGGCGUUCUGGGGAUGGGUUAUCCCGACUUAUCUGAAUUUGAAGUGCCUUCUGUCUUCCAAAACAUGAUUGAUCAAUACGUGGUGUCUCAACCAAUUUUUAGCAUCUAUUUAAAUCGAAAUGAGAAUGACGUGAUCGGCGGUGAACUGAUAUUGGGUGGCACCAAUUCCUCCCAUUACGAGGGCGAGUUUACGUAUGUGGGUGUUACCCACGAAGAUUACUGGCAAUUUAAAAUGGAUAAGAUUCAAGUAAAAAAUUACACCUUUUGCUCGGAAGGCUGUCAAGCUAUGGUCGACACGGGCGCUUCUAGGAUAGGUGGACCACCGCAGACUAUCGAAGUUAUUUACAGAGAAAUCGGUGUUGUUAAUGAUACGGUGAACUGCGACGAGAUUUCUAAUUUGCCCAAUAUCAAUUUCGUCAUAGGUGGUAAGACGUUUCCACUCACUGGUCAAGAUUAUAUCUUGAAGCUCCGCGCUGAAAUUGGAGAUGAAUGCAUUCCCGGCUUUCAAGCUGUUCCUCCGUCUAAUGGUAUAGAAUGGAUUUUGGGCGAUGUAUUUAUUGGUCGGUACUACACCGUAUUUGACAUGGGGAACGACCGAGUGGGAUUCGCCAUUGCAAAACGAUAAAUCUUGAUUCUUCUUCUCAUGAAGUUAUAAUUAAAUAUUAGGAAAUCUAAAUGACAUUACUAAACAAAUAAUUCAUAUUUUUUUAGAAUAUCGACUGACAUACGAUUUGUAAUUUUAAUGGGAUUAUUUAUGUGGUAUAUUUUUAAAUUAAUAAGUAUGUAAGAAUUAGAAGAAAGAUAUGCGAUAUUUAUUCUACCAACGACUUGGUACAUCUUGUUUUUUCGGCAACUAUCGAAUUGUUAGAUGUUGUAAAUAUAACUUGUAUAUAAGUUUAUUAAAAUGAAGUCUAUUAAAAUGAAGUAUUUUUUACACUGAA
Temnothorax curvispinosus is the source of this 1147-nucleotide messenger RNA. Its product is annotated as lysosomal aspartic protease-like. The record is from RefSeq and is a predicted model, not a curated record. The annotation marks the transcript as partial. NCBI's taxonomy places the organism in Eukaryota, Metazoa, Arthropoda, Insecta, Hymenoptera, Formicidae. Gene Ontology annotation, biological process: proteolysis. The transcript has 6 exons. Gene Ontology annotation, molecular function: aspartic-type endopeptidase activity.